UUGUAAACACAAGAAGGCAACACACACACACAAAAAACACUUCACCGAGACGGUUAAAAUAUUUGUCACUAAUCGUCUUAUUAGCCACCGUUUAGCUUAGCAUCGGGAGUUUAUAUAUCCGAGAGAGCGACGUCGCUUCUGUCGUCGAUAUUUCGUCAGGGUCCUCGCGGAAUGACAACAAAUUAUCAGCUAACAGCGAGCUAAGCUAACGCCAACUCGUUCACACGGUAACUCGUUAGCUUAGCUCCAGCUGAGUCCUGCUAAGCUGAGUGUCUGUCUCUCUCAGAGCGAGGUGGACUCUCUCAUGGUGGUCUCAGUUCAAUGGGGAACUGCCUGUUUUCACAAGGUGCGGAUGACCUGUCGCUGCUGAACGAGUCCGAGGGGGGCAGUCUGCCCGGAGAGCCUCCGCCGCCCUACCAGGAGCGCACCCAGCCUGUGCCGGUGUACCAUCCCACCCCAGGGGAGAGUCGCCUGGCUUACCAGCUGACCGAGGAGGAGCAGGUCCGCAUUGCCCAGCGAAUCGGCCUCAUCCAUCACCUGCCUAAAGGCAUCUUCGACCCGGGCUCCGACCCCUCUGACAAGAAAGUUAAAGAGUGUGUGAUCUGCAUGAUGGAUUUCGAGUACGGCGAUCCCAUCCGGUUCUUGCCCUGCCUUCACAUCUACCACGUGGACUGCAUCGACCCGUGGCUGAUGCGUUCCUUCACCUGCCCCUCCUGCAUGGAGCCGGUAGACGCAGCCCUGCUGUCCACUUACGAAACCAACUGAGCGGCCCCACCACGGCCGCUCCUGCCUAAAAGUAACUGCACCUUUUUAGCCGAAACUGUCCUAGCUGUUCAGACAGGUAGCCAUGGUGAUGUGGCAUUAUGCAGAUGUUUGGAGAGAGUUUGUUUUUUUUUUCAGAAUCAGAUAGGUGUUGAAAACUGUGCCCUACAGUACAUUGCUUAAGUCUGUUAUGCACCUAUUUUGGGCUUUGGAAACUCUUUGCCUUUUACAGUAGGACAACGUGCCAAAUCGAGCUAGAUGAAGAAUAUGGAAAGCUGUACACGUAGCAAAAAUAUUACUGCAAAGUAAUUUCACUUUUGUACAACUGACAGUCUAUUUUAAUUUGUGGUUUUUAUGGUAAUUAGAUGCAUGUCACCAAUGUGAUCGACUCCCCCUCUCUAGAUGUAAUGUGCAAUAUGUUAAAUCAAUGGAGAAAGUGGAAGUUUCUGUGUUUUUCACAUGAACUUGUGGCCUUGAAUGUCACAAAAACACAGGCCUCUCUACUGAUAUGCAAUCAUCAAAACACAGAGAAAUAAGUUUUUCUGAACAAAGUUAUGAGGUCCCGUGACCGCUCAUGUCUACAGCACCAUGAGAUAGAAUGGUGUCAUUUUAGAUAGCAGAUAUUUGAAGAUUGAAUCUAUUUUAUUUGACUAUGGUCUUGUUGUCUGUACUGUAGUUUUUCCCUUGAAGCUGCUUUUAAAAAUAUGGAUCUGUUUUGUUUGUUUUCUUUUUGCCUUCCCACAAUAUGGAUCCUCUCCUUUGCUUUGCCUAGAGUUUGUGCUCUCUGUUUCAUUUUUUACAAAUCGGUCCUUAGUGUGUCCUUUUCAUUGUUUACUGUCAGUGACAUUUACAGACAAAAUACGCUGUGCAAUCCCCCUUAAAGCACCUUGGGUCACCCCACAUCUGGCUCCCUGUAGCUUGUAGAUUUCGUAAAUGAUUGUGUGUUUUGAUAUGUGUGUCUGUGUGUGUUUUUUGAAGAGGUUGUGGCUAGAGAUUGGCAGGUGGAGGUAAUAUUGUGAAGUAAUCCUUGUAAACCUUGUUGUUCCCUCUGUUUUAGUUGGGUUUUGUUUUGUGUUGAUGGCCUUCUUAUAGAAAGCGAUGCAUUUCCAGAGCUCCUGGCUCUGGUCAAACAAAACUGCUUUUAACUUUUGGUAUUAGGCGUGUACUCUGAUACUGACUGCGUAGUAAUGUAUAGCACAAACAAAGUACAACGCUGAAGGAGAAGCUACAGCAGUAGAAAGGAAUGUAUCUUGAAUGUAAAGCAUUAUUUCAGCUUUUAAAGAUUCGAACAGUACACGUGACAAUAAGAGGACAUUUCUGAUUUACUCAGGCUGCUGUGCCUUUUUAGGUUGAGGUAAGCCAAUUCCUGUGAAGUACAAUCAUUUCUGACUUGCUUUUCUUUUAGUUAUCCUCUAGGGGGAAACAGAUACCAGCACUGUACUGAUUUGUGUCACUAUGAAUUAGGGCCAGAAAUGAAGCCGGAAAUGUGCUCUGGCUGCUGUUAACAAUCAGUUUGUGUUUUUAAUUUAUAAAGUGUGCCACCGGUGCGCAGAUUUUAGGAAAAUUAUGAAACCACAAUAAAAGUGGAUACCAAAUUUUA
Plectropomus leopardus (leopard coralgrouper) is the source of this 2362-nucleotide messenger RNA. It is a transcript of the gene rnf11a, whose product is annotated as ring finger protein 11a. Gene Ontology annotation, cellular component: ubiquitin ligase complex. Gene Ontology annotation, biological process: ubiquitin-dependent protein catabolic process. Lineage: Eukaryota; Metazoa; Chordata; Actinopteri; Perciformes; Serranidae. The record is from RefSeq and is a predicted model, not a curated record. Gene Ontology annotation, molecular function: ubiquitin protein ligase activity.